UAUCCGGCUGCCAAUCAGCCGAGGCGGCCCCAGGCGUGCAGUAGCUGGGAAACAUAAUCAUUUGCCGUGGAGUGAUCUGACGGAGGGAGAGGGAGUGUGUGUGAGAGCUGUAGCUGGACUGUCGCCGCACUGAGCAGCACGCUUACGAAAUUUUGUGCAUGUCAGGAGCGGAUGAGGAUCCCUGUCGCCGGUCAACGGCCGCUGCCCAUCUUUCGUGUCUCUGCGCUCGUGCCUAAUUAAUCAGCGGCAUGUGGAAUUGCGCGAGGAUAACCCACUGGCUUUUCGUAGCGUGCUGCCUGCUGUUCACGACGUGGAUCAAGGUGUCCUGGGCUUCGGGCUAUUUCGAGCUGCAGCUGAUGAGCGUGGAGAAUGUAAACGGGGAGCUGUGGGACGGUGAAUGCUGCGACGGCGCGCGCAACUCGCGGGACCAGCGGUGCACGCGCGACGAGUGCGACACGUACUUUAAAGUGUGCUUAAAGGAGUACCAGAGCGAGGUGACCACCACCGGCCUGUGCAACUUCGGCAGCGGAUCUACCGGCGUGCUUGGUGGAAAUAUAUUCUCUUUUAAAAACGCGAAGAGCAGCAGCAAGAUCAGCGAUGCCGGAAAGAUCGUCAUCCCAUUCCAAUUUGCAUGGCCGCGAUCCUUUACUCUCAUUGUGGAGGCCUGGGACUGGGACAAUACCACUCAAAACAGUGAAGAGCUGCUGAUUGAGCGACAUGCUCAUACAGGUAUGGCAAACCCUGGGGACCCAUGGCAGGUCAUUGUCUAUCCUGGUGCUACAGCUCGCCUGGAGUACCGCGUGCGCGUCCGGUGCGACGAGAACUACUACGGCAUUAAGUGUAACAAGCAGUGCCGGCCUCGCGAUGACUACUUUGGGCAUUACCGGUGCGAUCCUUCCGGAAACAUCGUCUGUCUGGAAGGAUGGAUGGGACAUGACUGUCGAACUGCGAUCUGUAAGCAGGGCUGUAAUCUGAUUCACGGAGGCUGCUCAGUGCCUGGGGAAUGCACGUGUAACUAUGGCUGGCAGGGUCAGUUCUGUGACGAGUGUCUGCGCUACCCAGGCUGCAUGCAUGGGACUUGUGACAUCCCAUGGCAUUGUAACUGUGAGAAGAACUGGGGUGGACUGCUGUGUGACAAAGAUUUGAACUACUGCGGGACGCACCAUCCCUGCGUGAACGGAGGCACGUGUAUAAAUUCGGAGCCGAACGAGUACAACUGUGCCUGUCCUGAGGGAUACUCGGGCAAGAACUGCGAGAUUGCUGAGCAUGCAUGCGUGUCCAACCCAUGUGCCAAUGGUGGCACCUGCCAUGAGGUUCCAUCUGGCUUUGAGUGUCAGUGUCCUCCAGGGUGGGAGGGUCCCACCUGUGCUAAAGACAUGGACGAGUGUGCCUCCAGUCCCUGUGCUCAGGGGGGGACUUGUAUCGACCUGGAUAAUGGCUUCGAGUGUCUCUGUCCUCCGCAGUGGACUGGGAAGACCUGCAAGAUUGACGUGAAUGAGUGUAUGGGGAAGCCUUGCAAAAAUGCUUACUCUUGCAAAAAUUUGAUUGGUGGAUAUCACUGUGACUGCUUUCAAGGAUGGGCUGGACAGAACUGUGACAUCAAUGUAAAUGGCUGCCAUGGACAAUGCCAGAACGGUGCGACCUGCAAGGAAGGGGCACUGGGUGGAUACCACUGUCAGUGUCCACCAGGCUUUACAGGCACCCACUGUGAGAUCCAAAGGAACAAAUGUGACAGCAACCCCUGUCAGAAUGGUGGACGCUGUCACGUGGUGCUGGACAGCUUCGUAUGCGAAUGCAUGCCUGACUACGCUGGGAUGCUGUGCGAGGUGCAAAGCCGGAACACAAAUCUUUGUGAGCACAAUCCGUGUAAGAAUGAUGCAACCUGCCAUAGUAUGCUGGGAGAUUUUUAUUGUGCAUGCACUGAAGAUUACGAGGGGAAGACAUGUGCAGAUCGCAAGGACCACUGCAGGACUGCCCCCUGCCAAGUAAUUGACAGCUGCACAAUCACUGUGGCCAGCAACACCACAGCUGGAGUGAGGCGUAUCUCAUCCAAUGUAUGUGGGUCUCAUGGCCACUGUGUCAGUCAGCCCAGCGGCAACUUCACCUGUACCUGUGAUCCUGGCUUUACUGGCACUUAUUGCCAUGAAAACGUCAAUGACUGUGUGAGUAGCCCAUGCCAGAAUGGCGGAACCUGCAUAGACGGUGUCAACUCUUUCCAGUGCUUUUGUCCUGAUGGCUGGGAGGGCAAACUCUGCGACCUCAAUGUGAACGAGUGUAGCAGGAACCCAUGCAAGAACGGUGGCCACUGUCAAGACCUGAUCAACGACUUCUACUGUGAGUGUGCUGACGACUGGAAGGGAAAGACAUGCCACUCACGUGAAAGCCAGUGCGACUCUAGUACUUGUGCUAACGGGGGCACCUGCUAUGACCAUGGAGACACCUUCCGCUGCGCUUGUCUGCCAGGCUGGGGUGGUCGCACCUGCAACACAGCAAAGAACAGCACGUGUGCAUCAAGUCCGUGUGUCAACGGAGGAACUUGUGUGGGAGGAGGCGACACGUAUACCUGCAUCUGCAAGGAUGGAUGGGAGGGACCUACCUGUUCACAGAACACCAAUGACUGCAACCCUCACCCUUGCUAUAAUGGAGGAAUCUGCGUGGACGGCGUGAACUGGUUCCGAUGCAAGUGCGCCCCAGGAUUCGCCGGGCCUGACUGCCGCAUCAACAUUGACGAAUGCCAGUCGUCUCCCUGCGCAUACGGAUCUACGUGUGUGGACGAGAUCAAUGGCUUCCGUUGCAUAUGUCCACUCGGCCGCUCUGGACCUCGAUGCCAAGAGUUCAUAGGCAUUGGGAAGACGUGUCAUUAUACUGGCCUGCAGUUUCCUCAUGGCAGCCGCUGGGAGGAAGACUGCAACACCUGCCAGUGUAUUAAUGGCAAAGUAGAGUGUACAAAGGUGGUGUGUGGCAGACGGCCCUGCCUACUCCCAGGAGCCCCCGGGAGGGAACAUCACAUGUGUCCAGCGGGUCGCGAGUGCAUUGAGCAUGACUUCCUCACCUGCCUCUCUCCCCCGUGCCACCACUGGGGCUUCUGCUCAAGUCCUGACAUCCAGCCAACUUUUCACACCAAGUGUGAACCCAAUACAGGCUACCUGGGCAACAGCUGUGCACGAAUUACACUCAUCUUCAAUCGAGACAAGCUACCUACAGGUACGACAGUGGAGAAUGUAUGCUCGGAGCUGAGGUACCUGGCUGCUACACGGAACCUUGCCAAAGACGAUGCUCUGUUGGUUCUUUGUGAACUCUCCUACUCUAACCAAGAUGCAGUAGAAGUAGCCAUGUCCUUCCAGCAGGAUGAGCAGCCUGACCACAGUCGGAUCCAGGAGGCGGCCAGCACCAUCGUCAGCACGCUGUCCAAGCGCCACAACAGCACCAUCAUGCUGGCUGUCAUCGAGGUCAAAGUGGAGACGCAGGUCGUGCCUCAGUCUGUGGAUUACCUAGUGCCCGUGCUGUGCGUGGUCUUCUGUGCGCUCUGGGUGUUCUGUGUGAUCGUGUGCGUGUGGUGGACACGUAAGCGCCGAAAAGAGCGUGAGAGGCGUGCACCUGUGGAGGAAAGCGUCAACAACCAGUGGGAGCCACUGCGGCCGGUGACGCGGCAGCAGCACAAGGACAACCGCGAUGCCGAAUACGAGCGCACCAAGCUGAUGGGCAACGCCGAACGGGUGUGCAAAAGCAGUGAUGAAGAUCAGCUGGAGGAAGAGGAUGGCGAAGAAGAGGAAUUAGAAAUGUGCGAGGAGUGGUGUGGGACAGAGGGCGGCAAGAGGCCUAUGCAGAAUUACUCAAAAGCAACAGUGCAACUAAACAGCGAGCUGAUCUGCACCACACACAGCAGCAAUGCGCCCCUCAAAGCCCCCCACCGGACUGCCUGCAGCCUCAAAGGCAACCUCUGGAAAAACAAAAACAGCACCACUGACCAAGACCCCAAAGACCUGAAUGUAUAGAUGCUAUUGCACAGACCCGGACACAGAGAGAGGCUCUUUUUCUGACAAAGAAAACAACAGACUGUUGGGUUUAAAAGAGAGAGAGAGAGAGAAAUAAAGAGAUGGAGAACUUUUUUCCCACUUUUUCACCUUCUUUUUAUUUAAGUGGAGAUAUUUUGAGUUUGAGAUUUUCCCCUUGAUAUAUUUUUUAUUUCUGUACAGUUGAAGUGAAUUUGUUUUCCUUUAAAAGAAAAGGGGAAGAGAUGGCCACUUUUUUUUUUUUUUAUGUACUGCUGAAAAAAAUUGAGCAGGAAAUUGAGGAAAAACUCAACUGUGUAAAGACUUUUGUUGCUGUUUACAGAUGAUUCUGGUUUCGUUCUGUUGUGAGUGGCCUGUAUUUUGGAUUGGGCGUGCCACUGAAGUGCUUUGGCCCUAUAGACAGAAGUGAGAACUUCUCUGGAUUUUUUUUUUCCCCCUCCCUCGUUCAUCUCGCCACCUCUCUUCACUCCAUGCUUGCCUUACUCAGCUCGCAGGUCGGUGCCUGCGAAGUGGCCUUGUUUUUCUCUUGUGUCUGUUGUCUUGGCUGAACACUCCUUAAGCGAUAAAGGAUUGCAGUAUUUAGAGUUGGUAGCAAGUGCCUUCUGACAAGCCCGUUGCGUCUCUCGCUGCCGAGGUCAACCCCAAUAGAUCACAAAGGGAGCUUGUCUCCCGUUUUGUACCACCGAGGUAUUUGAUCAAAGAAAGAAAGAAAUCUGUAAAUAUUUGUACAUAGUAAAGGAGUCGCUGUGUAUAUUUGAAUUUAGUAAAUUAAGACAAGUCACACUUUUUUUAUUACUAUUAUAAUUAUGAUUGAAAUUAUUAUUAUUAUUAUUAUUAUUAUUAUUGUUAUUACUUGGGUUUAUAUUUGUUUUGUUUUGAAUUUAUUUUUUUUGUUUUUUUACAAUGCCAUUCCUUUUAUUUAUGCCAGUUGACAUAGGCAGGUUUUAUACAAGUAUACAGCAUCCCACAGUCAAAACAGUAAUGUAAUCAAAGUUCAUCUUUUUUUUUUUUUUUUUUUUUUAUGUUGUUGAUUUUUAUUUUCACCUUGACGCAAGUAAUUCUUUAAAUUUAGGUGGUUAUAUUGUGGCGUGUGUUUUUGCUUUUGUUUAAAAAAAAAAAAAUUAAUAGUAAUCCUCUGUGCCCCUUUCAGCAUCUUCCCUUCCUUGCUGUCAUAGAAUUCUGGAAACCUGCAGAAAUUACUGAUAUGUGUCGAGGCCUAUGGGGCCAAAUGCACCUUUGUUUUAUGGUGCUGCUGGUCUCUUCUAUGAUGUGAAACUCUUGUUUUGCUCAAUCUGGUUGCUCCUUCUUUUUUUUUUUUUUUUUUUUUUCAUGAAGGGAACAAAUUUUGUUGUAAAGCAGUUUGUGUUUGAGGUACCAAAUCCAAAAAAAAAAAAAAUGGAUUACCUCAGAAGUGGCUGAAUAAUUUUUUUUUUCCCUCACAGUUUCAUGUUGAAUAUUACUCUUGUCAGUGGCUUCUCACUGCCACAUAUAAGAGGAUUCAAAAUAAAAGAAUUGAAAUGUUAUCCUGAAUUAAUCUGAACAACUGGUAAAAUACUAGAUUAAAAAGUGUGUGCAUUAUGGGAAGGAAUCGGUCAGGGUCUAAAUGAUUUGAAAAACCAAAAGAACAAAAAAAAUCUUUUUCUUGCUUUUUAUUGCUUUGCAAAUGUUUGGUUUAUUUAGUCAGAUUUAUGUUUGUUCUUAGAAAUAAAUCAUACUAUUUAUUAAAGCAUUUUAUAUCAA
This is a messenger RNA of Silurus meridionalis, 5753 nucleotides long. RefSeq names its product jagged canonical Notch ligand 2b (gene jag2b). Gene Ontology annotation, molecular function: calcium ion binding; Notch binding. Lineage: Eukaryota; Metazoa; Chordata; Actinopteri; Siluriformes; Siluridae. Bases 249 to 3995 code for a protein of 1248 amino acids. Gene Ontology annotation, biological process: heterophilic cell-cell adhesion; cell communication; Notch signaling pathway. The record is from RefSeq and is a predicted model, not a curated record. The transcript is spliced from 25 exons. Gene Ontology annotation, cellular component: protein-containing complex; plasma membrane.